CUUGCUGAGAUUCCUCUGACUGCAACCAUGAGAGCUUCUCUACUCGUCCUGGCUGUGUUCGUGGGCUCCAGCCUGGCGCUGGUCUGCCAAGAGAUUGACGGCCGCCUCACGCAGAUCGACGUCAGCAACGGACAGGUGUUCGGAGUGAACAGCGGAAACUCGAUCUACACUCGCUACGGAAACAGCUGGGCACAGGUCCCAGGUGCCCUCAAACACGUGACCGUGGGGCCCUCUGGAGUCUGGGGCGUCAACACGGAAAAUUUCAUCUACAAGCUGGUUGGGGGACGCUGGAUACAAAUUCCAGGUCUACUGAAGCAGAUUGACGCGGGAGGCGACCUAUUCGUCUCUGGAGUCAACAUGCAGGACAACAUCUUCUGCCUGAAUCGCGAUGCCACGGUGACCACGCGUGGUGGUGAGAGCUGCAUUCCCUGGAACUUGCUUCCCGGGGCCCUCAAGUACUACUCCUGUGGCCCCUACAGCUGCUGGGGGGUGAACUCGAUCGACCAGAUCUUCGUGAUGAAGGGGGUGACCCCGGACGCCUGCAUGGGCAGCAAGGCAUGGGAGCUGGUCCCCGGAGCGCUGUCCAUGAUCGAGGUGUCCACCGACGGCAGCGUGUACGGGGUCAACUCUGCUAAGGACGUGUUCCGCAGGGACGGGGUCAGCGCUGCUAAUCCUGCCGGCACUGGCUGGACCUAUCUGAGCAUGUGCGGGAAAAGCAAGCACGUGUCAUAUGACCUGGGUGUGCUCUGGGUGAUCAGUCUAGAGGAAAAGAUCCUGACCUGCAGCUAAAACUCACCUACAGCCAAACAAACAGAAGACGUUCUUGCAGAACUCAGAAUUACACCCACGAACAGCAGCUUUUUGAGUUUAUUUUAAGCUUCCUCCUGUCCAGGCACUGCCAUCUUAUAGAAAU
This is a messenger RNA of Acipenser ruthenus (sterlet), 913 nucleotides long. RefSeq names its product fish-egg lectin-like. The transcript has 4 exons. The coding region runs from base 28 to 789 and encodes 253 amino acids. The record is from RefSeq and is a predicted model, not a curated record. Lineage: Eukaryota; Metazoa; Chordata; Actinopteri; Acipenseriformes; Acipenseridae.